UGCUGCGCGGACAGAUCUGCCAGCGCCCAGUCCGGGAAUUGGCGAGCGGCGGCGACUGGCAGGACCGGACAAGCCAGGGAGCGGGGUUCUGGGGGCCGCGCGGGUUGAGGCCACCUCGGUUUGGGAAAUACUGGCUUGAGCCCAGGGUCCAGGCAUGGAAUUCCUGACAACCUCCCAACCCCCUCCAGGACCUCCAGCCAUGGACUUGGAGGAGCCCAGGGACACACUUUCACCCUCUCAGGACCUCACCCCUGAUUGCCCGUGGGACCCGGCACCAGGAGGCCCAGGCAGCCUGAGUCAGAUGGAACUUGACGGGCUAAAUAUUCAGGACCUGCUGCAACAGUUUGAAGCUCUGCCAGGUGAUCUGGUGGGCCUGUCCCCAGACGGACCCCCGUGCCCCUUGCACAUUGCCACUGGCCAUGGCCUGGCCUCUCAGGACAUCACCGAUGCCCAUGGGCUCUUGUCCGCCGAGGCUGGCCGGGAAGACUUGCUGAGCCUCUUGCAGCAAGACGAACGCCCUCCUUCCCAGUCAGGUCCCCAGGAACCUCCGGACCCUGCUCCUCGCCUGUUGCAGCCCCCUGAUGACCCAGAGGGGGAUAUGGCCCCCCAGGAGUGGGCAGAAGGAGCCUCUGUCGAGCAGGACGAGGGCAGGAGCUCAAGCAGCUCCCCAGAACUCUGGCUGGAGACAGUACCUCUGGUCACUUCUGAAGAGCCACCUGCCAGUGCCCAGAGCCCCGAGACCCUGGCUUCCUACCCUGCCCUCCAGGAGGCGUCCGGCCCCUGUGACCACGAAGACCUCCUAGAUGGUGUCAUAUUCGGGGCCAAAUACCUGGGCUCCACCCAGCUGGUGUCUGAGCGAAACCCGCCCCCCAGCACGCGCAUGGCGCAGGCCCAGGAGGCCAUGGACCGCGUCAAGGCCCCCGAUGGGGAGACCCAGCCAAUGACAGAGGUAGACCUCUUCGUCUCCACCAAGAGGGUCAAGGUUCUGACGGCUGACUCCCAGGAGGCCCUGAUGGACCACGCCCUGCAGACCAUCUCCUACAUCGCUGACAUCGGCAGCAUCCUGGUGCUCAUGGCCCGGCGGCGGCUGGCCCGGCGGCCGGCAUCCCAGCCCCACAGCCGCCGGCUCUACAAGAUGAUCUGCCACGUUUUCCACUCAGAGGACGCCCAGCUCAUCGCCCAGGCCAUCGGCCAGGCCUUCGCCGUGGCCUACAGUCAGUUCCUGCGGGAAAGUGGGAUCAACCCCAGCCAGGUGGGCUCCCAGCAGAGCCAGGGUGCCACGGGCCCCGGCCACCUCCACAACGGGGACCUCGACCACUUCUCCAAUAGCGAGAACUGCAGGGAGGUGUGCAUCGAGAAACGCCGGGGUGAGGGUCUGGGCGUAGCCCUGGUGGAGUCGGGCUGGGGUUCCUUGCUGCCCACGGCCGUCAUCGCCAACCUGCUGCACGGGGGCCCCGCCGAGCGCUCAGGGGCCCUCAGCAUUGGAGACCGCAUCACCGCCAUCAACGGGACCAGCCUGGUGGGGCUGCCCCUGGCCGCCUGCCAGGCUGCCGUCCGCGAGGUGAAGUCUCAGACGCUGGUGACCCUGAGCAUCGUCCACUGCCCGCCGGUCACCACGGCCAUCAUCCGCCGGCCCCACGUCCGCGAGCAGCUGGGCUUCUGCGUGGAGGACGGCAUAGUGAGUCCCCAGCCCGCGGACCCGGUGGGGGGUGGGGGGUGGGCAGCCCCAGGCGUGGCCCCCUGGGCAGCGUGGCCCUUCCUGUCCCCCCAGAUCUGCAGCCUCCUCCGGGGUGGCAUUGCCGAGCGCGGGGGCGUCCGCGUGGGGCACCGCAUCAUUGAGAUCAACGGGCAGAGUGUGGUGGCCACGCCCCACGCCCGCAUCAUUGAGCUGCUCACGGAGGCCCACAUUGAGGUCCACAUCAAGACGAUGCCUGCUGCCACCUACCGCCUGCUCACAGGCCAGGAGCAGCCCGUGUACCUGUGACCGGCCACCUUCCCCCCACCACUGUGCCUUAGCCCCCGCCGGCCCCGGAACUCCGUCCGCGGACCCUCCUCGGCUGGCCAGGGCCCCAAAAGUUUCUUGGUUCUAUAUUAUUUUCUUAUGUAAAAAAUUAAAAGCUUAUUGAAUGGG
Molecule: messenger RNA, 2131 nt
Organism: Lagenorhynchus albirostris (white-beaked dolphin)
Lineage: Eukaryota; Metazoa; Chordata; Mammalia; Artiodactyla; Delphinidae
Gene: APBA3
Product: amyloid beta precursor protein binding family A member 3
Exons: 10
Coding region: 155-1984 (609 amino acids)
Biological process (GO): chemical synaptic transmission
Cellular component (GO): cytoplasm; plasma membrane; dendritic spine
Molecular function (GO): amyloid-beta binding; protein binding
Source: RefSeq, a predicted model, not a curated record